This is a messenger RNA of Setaria italica (foxtail millet), 2091 nucleotides long. RefSeq names its product aspartyl protease family protein 1. The record is from RefSeq and is a predicted model, not a curated record. Gene Ontology annotation, molecular function: aspartic-type endopeptidase activity. The transcript is spliced from 6 exons. NCBI's taxonomy places the organism in Eukaryota, Viridiplantae, Streptophyta, Magnoliopsida, Poales, Poaceae. Bases 276 to 1889 code for a protein of 537 amino acids. Gene Ontology annotation, biological process: proteolysis.
UUCUCUCCUUGCCACACCCUCUAUUCGUCGUCGUCCUCCUCCACCCGCCGGCCACAGACCACCGUUUUUCUCCAUCUCCGCUCUCCUCACCGUUGACGAAAGCAACACACGGCAGGGGGGAGGGGAGACUUUGACUUCGCCCUCCCUCCGGUCCUCCUCCGCCGGCCUCUUCCCGCCCGAUCUAAACAAGAUGUUGGGUGGUAUCCUUCAACCCACCAACCUCUCCACCACCUCACCAUCUUGCCGCCUCCGCACGUCUCCGCGUCCUCCACCUCAUGGCUCAGUCCCACCACUACCGCCAGGAACUCUUCGUCGCCGUCGCCGUCGCCGUCGCCGUCGCGGCGCUUGUGGCCGUCGGGGAGGCGUCCUGCGUCGGCUUCGACCUUCACCACCGGUCCUCCCCGGUGGUCCGGCGGUGGGCGGAGGCGCGGGGCCACCCCGCCCUCGCCGCGGAGUGGCCAGCUAAAGGCUCGCCGGAGUACUACUCUGAGCUCUCACGCCAUGACCGCGGCCUCCUCGCCCGCCGUAAUCUCGCCGGCGCCGAUGGCUUCCUGACCUUCGCGGAUGGCAACGCGACCAUCCAAAGCCUCGGAUUCUUGUACUACGCGCAGGUGGCGCUGGGCACUCCGAACGCGACGUUCCUGGUGGCGCUGGACACCGGCAGCGACCUCUUCUGGGUGCCCUGCGACUGCAAGCAGUGCGCGCCGCUCUCCGGCGGCGGCAACGCCACGGCGGAGCUCCGCCCCUACAGCCCGCGGCUGUCGUCGACGAGCAAGCAGGUGACCUGCGACAGCGCGUUCUGCGACCGGCCCAACGCCUGCAGCGCCGCCACCAACGGCAGCUGCCCGUACGGCGUCCGCUACGUGUCCGCCAACACCUCCUCCUCCGGCGUGCUCGUCCAGGAUGUCCUCCACCUCACCAGGGAGGGCCCCGGCCCCGGCGCCGCCACGGAGGCCCUGCAGGCGCCCAUCGUGUUCGGGUGCGGGCAGGUGCAGACGGGCGCGUUCCUGGACGGCGCCGGCUUCGACGGUCUGCUGGGCCUGGGCAUGGACCGGGUGUCCGUGCCCAGCGUGCUCGCCGCCCGCGGCCUCGUCGCGUCCAACAGCUUCUCCAUGUGCUUCAGCGACGACGGCGUCGGCCGGAUCAACUUCGGCGACGCCGGCAGCCCCGGCCAGUCCGAGACGCGCUUUAUCGCCAGGAGCACAAACCCGACGUACAACGUGAGCUUCACGUCGGCGAACGUCGGCAGCGAGUCGGUGGCGGUGGAGUUUGCCGCCGUCAUGGACUCCGGCACGUCCUUCACGUACCUCAACGACCCGGAGUACACGGCGUUCGCCACCAGCUUCACCUCCCAGGUUCGCGAGAGGAGAACCAACUUCAGCAGCGGUUCUUCAGGCCGUCUCCCCUUCGACUACUGCUAUAAGCUGAGCCCUAACCAGACGGAGGUGCUGCCCCCGAUCGUGAGCCUGACGACCGCGGGGGGAGCCCAGUUCCCGGUCACCAACCCGAUCAUCUUCUUGCGCGAUGACAGGAUCACCAUCGGCUACUGCCUGGCGAUCGUCAAGAACGACAUCACCAUCAACAUCAUCGGCCAGAACUUCAUGACUGGGCUCAAGGUCGUCUUCAACCGGGAGAGAUCCGUCCUGGGCUGGCAGAAGUUCGACUGUUACAAGAACGCGGUAGUGGCAGACGCCCCGGACGCGAGCCCCAGCCCGGCCCCGGGGGGCCCGAACCCGACGAAGCUCACGCCGCAGCAGAGCGACGCCAGCAACAGGAACCCCGGAGCGGCGCCGGUGCCGAGGUCGGCCGGCUCGCUCGACGCUGCACGCGCGCUGGGAGGCGGCCUCUCGCUUCUGCUUCCUCUGCUGGUGGGCGCAGCGCUUGUCUGACGCCCGUCAGCAUGCAGUUUUCUUCAGACUUCAGACCGGUUGGUGUAGCUGUAUGGUUGUGCACACACGUACAUAGAUACUGCUCGAUUUCGAUUCAGAGUUGAGGUGUAGAGAUCGUUGUUUUGCUGGUUGACAUGUUGUACUGUACUAUAUUGGAGAAGAAGUUGGUUGGUGGUGACUGAUGAGGGCCAUUUCGUGAUCA